Molecule: messenger RNA, 1841 nt
Organism: Calypte anna (Anna's hummingbird)
Lineage: Eukaryota; Metazoa; Chordata; Aves; Apodiformes; Trochilidae
Gene: CCDC65
Product: coiled-coil domain containing 65
Exons: 7
Coding region: 27-1664 (545 amino acids)
Biological process (GO): axonemal dynein complex assembly; regulation of cilium movement; cilium-dependent cell motility
Cellular component (GO): axonemal dynein complex; axoneme
Source: RefSeq, a predicted model, not a curated record
UCUGAGGACAACCACGGGGGGAGGAGAUGUGGUGGGAAGGGGGGAGUGGGGCUUUGGGGGGUGCCUGGACAUCCCCCCCACCCCUCCCAGGUGCCAUGGAGGGCAAGCGAGCAUCAGGCCCCGCGGCGGAGGAGCAGCAGCUCCAGGCGCUGGCUGAGGAGGAGGCAGCCAGGAGGAAGGAGGAGAUGCUGACCCGGUUCCUGAAGGACAAGGUGGCCAAGGAGGAAGGCAGCAGCACCCUGAACCUCCACAAACUCGACACCCAGUGGCGGGCGAUGCUGCGGGCGGCCAAGGACGCGGAGCUGCGCAGGGACAUGGAGAUCCUGAUGCAGACCUUCUCCCGGGUGAUGGACUGCAAGGACAGCGCCAUCGAGGCACGGGAGGAAGGAGGGGGGCGUGGGGGGGACACGGGGGGCUCCAGCCGUGACCCCUUCCACCCUUCACAGUCCCUGGUGACGGAGCUGGAGGAGGUGGAGGAGCAGCACUCCCGGGCCCUGCGCAGUCACCUGCAGAACCUCCAGCGCCUGCUGCGGUUCCAGCGCCGGCGCCUGAGCUGCCUGGAGGAGAAUUACAACGCUCAGCUGCGGGCCCUGAGCUUGGAGUUUGAGGACGAGAGGAGAACCAUCCUGGAGCACCAGGAGAAGGAGAGCUCCUCCCUGAGGGAGCUGGCAAUGGCAGCCGAGCAGAUUUAUGCCAGGGGCCAGCAGGAGGACACCCUGAACUUCCAGAGUGCCCGGGAUGACAUCAAGAACAAGAGCCUGCUGGAGAAGCAGUACACCCGGCUGGAGCUGGGGGAGAAGGUGGAGAAGCUCUGGGAGAAGUUCCAGGAGGCCAUGACGAGCUACGGGGAGGCCACCGAGCACCUGAAAAUCGCUUUUAAGGCUCUGAAGCAGAAGGACAGGAAAAACGCCAAGGAAAUAGAGCUGCAGGCCAAGAAGCUGCAGAAGCUCCAGGAUUUGGUGGCAGCCACCAAGGGGCAGAUAGCAGCUCAGCUGAGGGAGAGCGAGGAGCAGAACCGGCGUGUGAGGGUGAAGAAGGAAAAGGCCCUGAGGAAGCUGCAGGAGCUGAAGGCUGAGAUGAGCCAGGCCAGGGCCAGGGCCCAGGGCAACCUGGGCAGGCUGGUGAUGCAGAGUGAGGGAGCCCUGAAGACUCUGGAGAAGGUGGUGCAGAAGGCCCAGCGUAUCCUGAGGUUGGCCGAGAUGUGCCGGAAGCUGGAGACGGAGCAGGAGAAGGUGCUGCCCUUCUACCCCUCCUCACUGGCAGAGGGGGAGCAGGAGGAAGCCCAGCGAAUCCUCCACCGGACACCGGAGGAGCCCCUGGCGCGGGUCGUGCGGGAUUACGCGGGGCUGGAGCGGUUCUGGCAGAGAUUCAACAAAGCGAAGCUGGAGGAGAAGGCGCUGGAGAGGGAGAGGGCGGAGCUGAACCGCCGGAACCGCCGGCUGCGGGAGCUGCUGGGUCAGUACCUGGCCGGGAUCUGCGUGACCCAGGAGGUGCUGGAUAAACCCAACCCCCUCCUCAGCGUCCGGCACAAGAGAUGUGACCCCGAGGACGUGUCCCGCGCCGGGGGGGACGCUGUGCAGGGCCAGCAGGGUGACAAACACCCCCCGAGCCUCUUCCGAGGGGAGGUGGGGCUGGAGCCCACCCGCACGGGUGGCACCGGGUGAGUGUCACCCUCUGUCCCCAGCCUGGCGCUUGGGGACACCGCAGUGACACCAUCACAGAGCCCAAAGGUUUCCCCCUCAAUAAAAUCCCAAACCCCCUCUGGGUGUUUAAUUCUGGUCCCUCUGAGCUUUGUCAGGGUGUCCAAGACCUCCCCUCCGGUCUGAACCCGGAGUGGGCCG